CCCGGCUGCCGCUGACUCUCUGACAGCGGGGCCCUCCCCGCCCGGGGUGGCGGCGGCAUGAGGAGGUCGCCUAAAAUUAGCUGGAAGGCUCAGAGCAAGUAGGGAGUCCCAACACAUGCCCCCAAAGAGGCACUGGCGACCGAUUGGGGACGGGGACGGGGGGACUCUGGGUGCCACCCGGCCGAGGCCCCCUGCCCAGGUGGAAUGUUUCCCAGGCACAUGGUUUAUACAGCUCAAAAUAACUCGGGACCUGGGAACUGAUAAAUGCUCUAGCUCCGGUGGUGACAGGUUGUCCAGCUUCUCACAGCCAUCUUCGCCGAAACGAAGGUUAACUCCUCACACCCAAUGGACUGCUACUUUAUCCCCAAGGAAGAGAAGAAUCUCCACAUUUCCUGUCUCCGUUCAUCUUAAACUUCUCCUGGAUAACUGUCAUCGUUGAGAAGAACCAGAGUUGGACAUCCCCAACUGGGUCAAUUAAAAAAGUAAGCAUGCAAGAAGACAGCAUAGAAGCUUCCACUUCUAUAUCUCAGCUCCUCCGGGAAAGCUAUUUGGCUGAAACCCGACAUCGAGGAAACAGCGAGAGGAGCCGGGCAGAGCCGUCGGCCCACCCUUUCCAUUUUGGCAGCGCUUCUGAAGCUGCUGAGGGAGGAAGAGGAGGAGGAAGAGGAGGAGGGGGGGGAGGGGGACAGGAUGACCUUCCAGAUCUCUCUGCCUUCCUGAGUCAAGAAGAAUUAAAUGAAAGUGUUAAUCUAGCAAGGCGGGCUAUCAAUCAGGAUCCCCUGGAUAACAGAGUGGAGGAGACCCAGUCCCGUGUGUGUCGUCCUUCUGAGCAGGUGAAAAACUCUCCAAAAUUGGGUUCGAACAGGCAAGUGGCCCAAACUAUCCCAACUCGCUGUCAGGAGCUCUCGCGGGCUCCGGCCGACUCUAAAGACAACACCAAGGAGCCGAAGAAGUCUCAGUACGGUUCCGAAGCUCAGUCCAAAAAGGUCUUCUUGAACAAGGCCGCAGAUUUCAUUGAGGAACUGUCUUCCCUUUUCAAAGCCCACAGCUCCAAAAGAAUCAGACCCCGAGCCUGCAAAAACCACAAGAGCAAAUUGGAAUCUCAAAACCGAGUGGCACAGGAAGCCAGUUCUGGAGUCUCCGAUUUGUCAGAAAGGCGAGAGAGAUCUUCAGUCCCCAUCCCCAUCCCCCGAGACACCCGAGAUAAUGAAGUGAAUCACGCCCUUGAGCAACAGGAGGCCGAGCGGCUGGAAAUCCAACGAGCUGCCAAUGAAGUCGCCAGUGGGGAGGUCACCCCGGGAUCGUCGCCUUCUUCUUUGUAUUAUGAGGAGCCCUUGGGACAGCCGCCUCGUUUUACUCAGAAAUUAAGGAGCCGAGAAGUUCCCGAGGGAACCCGAGUGCAACUGGAUUGCAUAGUAGUAGGGAUUCCUCCGCCUCAAGUCAGAUGGUACUGUGAAGGGAAAGAGCUUGAAAACUCACCAGAUAUCCAUAUCGUCCAGGCAGGAAGCCUACACUCAUUGACCAUUGCAGAGGCUUUUGAAGAGGACACAGGACGCUACUCUUGCUUUGCUUCCAACAUAUACGGGACAGAUUCAACUUCUGCAGAGAUUUACAUAGAAGGUGCCUCUUCUUCAGAUUCAGAAGGAGACGUUAGCAAGGAAGAAAUGAAUCGGGUCCAAAAGAAAAAUGAGGUUUCAUCACCUCCAGCUACCUCUGCAACCAGCUUACCAGAUGGACCACAAACGCAACCUACUGUGGUCCAGCCUACAGUGUCAACCAUUCAGCAGUGUCAGAGUCCCACCAACUAUUUGCAAGGAUUGGAUGGAAAGCCUAUCAUAGCAGCUCCAGUGUUUACAAAGAUGCUGCAAAAUCUAUCAGCCUCUGAAGGGCAGCUGGUUGUCUUUGAAUGUCGAGUGAAAGGAGCCCCAUCCCCAAAGGUGGAGUGGUACAGGGAAGGGACGCUGAUAGAAGAUUCUCCUGAUUUUCGAAUAUUACAGAAAAAACCUCGGUCCAUGGCUGAGCCAGAGGAAAUUUGCACUUUGGUCAUUGCGGAGGUGUUUUCAGAAGACUCGGGGAGUUUCACCUGCACUGCAAGCAAUAAAUAUGGUACUGUGUCAAGCAUUGCACAGCUGGCAGUGAGAGGGCCUGAGGACCAGAGCAAUAAUGUGACCCACCAUACAGGUAGCUCCAACAGCAACUCAGCCCUGGCUGAGCCCCAGCCAUCUCAACUCAACCCAGUAGCCCUUCCAGUGGAACAACCCCCCAAGCCCAAGCUGGAAGGAGUUCUGGUGAACCACAACGAGCCAAGGUCUAGUUCCCGGAUUGGCCUCCGAGUGCACUUUAAUCUUCCUGAAGAUGACAAAGGCAGUGAAGCAUCCUCUGAGGGCACAGCAGGAACUGCGAAUCAGAUCAGAUCUGACUUUUUCCAGGAUCGGAUCAAUGGACAGGCUGCCAAGAUGCCUGAGCCUUCUUCACCCAUCAAAGAGCCCCCUCCAGUACUGGCUAAGCCAAAACUUGAUUCCAGUCAGUUACAACAGCUCCACAACCAAGUCCUACUGGAACAGCAGCAGCUCCAGCACCCAUCUCCCUCCUCUCCAAAGGAAGUUCCUUUUAACAUGAGUGUACUGAACUCCACUUCCCCCCCAACACCUCAACCAGUGUCAGUAACCAUCAGACCGAUCAAGUCUUCGCCGUCACAGAUAUUCAGCUAUGCCCGGCCUAAACAGUUCUUCCCAUCUCAGAACACCACAUCGAGUGCUGAGCCUCCAUCUGGUUCUCCGGGUUUUACAUUCAGCAGUACACUCCAAGCGACCCAGAGGACAAUGAGCAAGGAAAAUCUCUUGGGUUCCCACUCCUCGGUGUCAGUCAGACACCCAGGAGGGUUUUCCAGCCUAGGGGAUCCACCUCUCCCUGGUCCAGCGGAAUUGGCACGGCCUCCACUCACACUUCCCGUCUCCAGCGGGAACAACUUUCAGCCCCGCAGCUUGUCUCCAUCUCCUGUCUCUCCUACCGGCCGGAUCCAGAAUCCCGUGGCCUUCCUCAGUGCUGUUCUUCCUUCUCUCCCAACCAUCCCACCCACCAAUGCCAUGGGCCUUCCCAGGAGUGCACCGUCUGUACCAUCCCAGGGCUUGAUGAAGAAAAAUCCAAAGACUACUCAGCUAGUGACCGAUGAUUUCAUACGGGAAAAUAAGGCCACGGUCAUGCUAGACUUGGAAAGAAAACUGCAUUUCAGUGAUGCCAGAUCAAACCAGCAGAAAACAACAUAUGAUGAGAAUGUGGCCAGCAAGUCUCGGGAACCAAGCAAUGCUCCCCCCAUCUUCAGCUUUGGUGCAAUUCCGGAUGUGUCUAAGGAGUACAAGAUUUCCAGCUUUGAGCAGAGACUGAUGAAUGAAAUAGAGUUCCGCCUGGAACGCACCCCCGUGGACGAAUCGGAUGAUGAAAUCCAGCACGAUGAGAUCCCGACGGGCAAGUGCAUUGCUCCCAUCUUCGACAAGAGACUCAAGCACUUCCGGGUCAUGGAAGGGUCUCCCAUCACAUUCACCUGCAAAAUUGUUGGGAUACCCAUCCCAAAGGUUUACUGGUUCAAAGAUGGCAAGCAGAUUUCUAAGAAAAAUGAACACUGCAAGAUGAAGAGAGAGGGGGAUGGAACAUGUUCUCUGCACAUUGAAGCUACCACCAAUGAUGAUGAUGGAAAUUACACCAUCAUGGCUGCCAACCCACAGGGGAGAAUAAGUUGUUCCGGUCACUUGAUGGUUCAGAAUGGGCCCAUGCGUGGUCGAUUAACAACUGCUCAAUCUCACAGGGGGAGGUCUCGAAUUCAAGAAGGAGAUAAAGAACCGUUACAAGAACGCUUUUUCCGGCCUCAUUUCCUUCAGGCUCCCGGGGAUAUGGUGGCUCACGAGGGACGACUUUGUAGACUGGACUGUAAGGUGAGUGGCCUGCCGCCCCCGGAGUUGACGUGGCUACUCAACGGCCAACCUGUCCUACCAGACACUACUCACAAGAUGCUGAUCAGAGAAACAGGAGUCCACUCUCUGCUCAUUGACCCUCUCACCCAGAAUGACGCAGGGACCUACACAUGCAUGGCCACCAACAAAACAGGACAGAAUUCCUUCAGCCUGGAGCUCACGGUAGUAGCCAAAGAAGUGAAGAAAGCACCCGUGUUCCUGGAGAAGCUGCAGAACUGUGGCAUCCCAGAGGGACACCCUGUCAGAUUAGAGUGCCGCGUGGUGGGCAUGCCCCCUCCUGUGUUCUUCUGGAAGAAGGACAACGAAACCAUCCCUUUCACCAGAGACAGGAUCAGCAUGCACCAGGACACAACUGGCUACGUCUGUCUCUUUAUUCAACCAGCCAAGAAAUCGGAUGCCGGAUGGUACACACUGUCUGCUAAGAAUGAAGUUGGCAUCGUUUCCUGUACUGCCAGGUUGGACAUAUAUGCCCAGUGGCACCAGCAGAUCCCACAUCCGAUACCGGUGCGGCCCAGCAGCAGCCGCUUCGCAUCCCUCCCCAGCAAAGGACUUGACAUUUUUUCUGCUUUCUCCUCGGAGAGCACCAUGGUGUACUCGUGCUCCUCCCGGACCGUGGUGGAGAGCGAAGAACUUUAGGACGGUCUGAGGGGUUCCUGCCGUGGAGGUGGCAGGACCGCUGGGGGAGGAGACAAGCACCCCACCCGUGCCUCGAAGAGAUGAGAUGAGGAGCCAGGGGGUACCCAGGCCCUGGUUUUUCGUCAGCGUAGCCAUGGCUGGAGCAUUUCACACUGAAAUGAGUGAACUGGGGAAGGGUUUGACUCCAUCGUGACAGAAGGAGAGAGAGAGGGCGGGAGUGUCCGUUCAGGGUUGACCUCUUGGUUUUUAAUCUCCAGCCACUGCACCCAGUGUCAUCCAGCGUCACCCCAGGCCGGGCUUCACUCUGCCUCCUGCCAGCCCUGUGAAAGGCUGGUCCUGCCCGAUUGGACUCUCUGAAGUUCUGAAGUUCACGCUCUCAGACUUACCCUACAAGAGCUCCAAGCCAUCACCAAUUUACAGGCUAAAACUCGGAGAGGAAGGGGAGAGUUGGGGGGAAUAAAGGCCAUCUCUGACUUGCCGGCAGAAUUGGGAAGCUCACCACUGCACCAGCAGAGCAUUUAGUGAGGUUGUAGGCAGUAGACAACUGCACUAGGCAGUAAACCCAGCUGGAGGAGCAGGCCGAGAGUCUGUUCCAGCCCUUGUAUAUCCUGGAGGCGCUGAACCAUACAAUACAGUGUCAGGUGUGUGCUUAAGCUGAGGAAUGAAAUGCAGCAUCUUAGAUUGGUGCCCUUGUGCUGUGGCCAAAAUAAGAGCCCCACUAUCCCGUCACCUUCCAAUACUCCCUUUUUGAGUUUGAUCAUGAAACUCCCUAAUUUUCACAAAUUUGCUCAAACUAUGUGCUAACUCCCAUUUUCUUCCUGUGUGUACCAAAAUUUCAUUUGCUGAAUUAAAGAGAGAUUGAUAAAAUGUUAUGAAAUUUGCCACAGAAAACAUAAAGUAAAUCUUCAAAAACAACUGCCACAUCCUAGAGAGAGAGGAGCCAUUAUCUGCCCUAGCAAGGAUAGGUCAAAGCAAGAACUCAGAAAAGCCCUAAAGUUGGAAUGUCAGUGAAGAAAGUCAUCAAAUUAAAAAUGAAAGCAAAGAAAAUGCAUUCACAUGUUUGUCCCAGAGGUAUUUUGUAAAUAGAGACUAGGUUUAACAAGAAUAGGGGGACAAACAUAUAGGCAAGAGAGCAAAAGGUUUCCUCCUCUGAAUCCCAAUUUCAAAACCAAGACAGUUUGCCUGUGGAGUGUGAUAUUAUUGUCAUUACCAGUGAUGAUUAUGCUGCCACAGAUGCAGUCACCCAAAAGGGUAUUUGAAAGGGCCUUCUACUGGAAGAGUCCUGAAC
Messenger RNA from Ornithorhynchus anatinus (platypus), 5892 nucleotides. RefSeq names its product myopalladin (gene MYPN). The transcript has 22 exons. Bases 489 to 4604 code for a protein of 1371 amino acids. The record is from RefSeq and is a predicted model, not a curated record. NCBI's taxonomy places the organism in Eukaryota, Metazoa, Chordata, Mammalia, Monotremata, Ornithorhynchidae.